GGAGGGGAGAGCAGGAGUGAGGUUACUGGCGUGAAGGAGGUGAGGGAGAGUUAGUGGACCUCCUGGGGUAAAGAGAAAGAGAGAGAAGGAGGGAGGAGCGAUGAGCCAAGAAAAUUCUGGUAUGGAGGAGAAUGGUAGCGGGAACAAAGUAAACAAGGAGGUCCAAGUCAGACCGUGUUGGGAAUGAGCCUUUUCCAGACGGACAUCUCCGAGAGAGGCAGGCAGAGACGGAGGGGAGGAACGUAAGACCAUCACACGCACCUGUGACUGACAGAGGGGGAGAGAGACUGGAACGUUCUGGAAUAACACACUCUUGGCGCAGAGCUGACAAACGCGGGAGGCCAGGGAGCUGGGGCUGCCGCGUGCUGGAGAAGAUGCUAAACACACACUCUUCUGGUCAACACACCUCCUCACACACACAUGGCUAAGAGAACCACCAGCAGACAGCUUUCGGGAGGCACAGGGAGUGGGUGUCAGGUUACUUGGGAAGGUAAAAAUGCGCUUAGCGGUUCGGUGGAUGUUUUCGAUGUUUUGUCAGAUUCGUUGGGCAAUGCUUUGAAUGCCAUCAGGGUGAGCACAGAGCUUAUUGAAGAGGAACUGAGACCUCAUCUGGACACACUCCUAACCAUUGCACAAGAGAGGAAAAAGGGGGUGGCUGAGCAGGUAGUUGAGAACAGCAUCCUCCCCGUCCUGGCCCAGGUGUUGUGGAGGAAGAACUGUCUCACGCUUAAGGCGACUAAGCUGGUGGCUGAACUCGCCAGGGAACCCAUGGUGAGGGAGCGAUGUUUCCACUCGGGCAUCUCUUCAGCUCUCCUCUCCCUGCUGAGCAGCUCAGACCAGGAGCUCCUUCUCCACACGGGACGGGCCAUCGGCCGAAUCGGCUACGACAACACUCUACAGCAGGAGAAACUUCUGAGGAACGGUGUGGUUCCGCGACUGGCCUCGGUUCUGCUGAGGUACCCAGCGAAUGAGGUGCUGGUCGGGGUGUGCCUGCUGGCGUUCUGCAGCCUGGCGGACAUGGGGGAGGAGGACGGUUCCUCCAUGGUGUGGGAGCGCGCAGGACAUGCCGCCCAGGGCGAGUGGGUCUUCCGCGGAAUGUCCCGGAACGCUGCCGGCUCGCUCUCCUCCACGGUGACAGUCGUCAGGCUCCACGAGUGGUCGACGGGGCAGUACAUGGUGACGGUCGAGGUUCUGCACCGAUGUUCCACGGUGUUCUGGUCAGCGCACAACAAGUUCUCCUCCACAGUCAGGUGGUUCCCCAUGCCACACCUGACCGGCUGGCCAAAGUUCUACAAGGUCGUCAAAUACUCGGCCCAGGGGUUCCCCCAAAAUGGCAGCUGGACAGCGAAGGUGUUUCACACGCUUUUGUGAAGUGUUCAAAACCAAAACCUGAACCGAGGAAGUGACUUGAUACGAAGUUGGCUUUUUUUGUAUUAACUCAUUUGCUGUUGUUAUUUGCUAUUUAUUUACUUGCCUCUGUUGUUUUAUACGCUGAGGAUUUUAUUUGCAAUAUGGUUUACUGAUCAAUGUGCCAUGAUAGAGAAACAGAUGGAGGCCCAGAAGUGGCCAGAUGGUUAUUUGCGCUGUCCUGCUCCUCUGUGUAGCUCCUCCACUUCAUCUUCUUCUCUCCACUUCAUCUUCCUCCCUCCACUUCAUCUUCCUCCCUCCACUUCAUCUUC
Molecule: messenger RNA, 1679 nt
Organism: Clupea harengus (Atlantic herring)
Lineage: Eukaryota; Metazoa; Chordata; Actinopteri; Clupeiformes; Clupeidae
Product: rap1 GTPase-GDP dissociation stimulator 1-B
Biological process (GO): positive regulation of GTPase activity
Molecular function (GO): guanyl-nucleotide exchange factor activity
Source: RefSeq, a predicted model, not a curated record